Messenger RNA from Ruditapes philippinarum (Manila clam), 1716 nucleotides. RefSeq names its product arylsulfatase B-like. The transcript has 8 exons. The record is from RefSeq and is a predicted model, not a curated record. NCBI's taxonomy places the organism in Eukaryota, Metazoa, Mollusca, Bivalvia, Venerida, Veneridae. The coding region runs from base 1 to 1707 and encodes 568 amino acids.
AUGAAGAAGUUUGGACGGCAAAGUUUAAACUCAAUGGCUAUGUCAUCAACGGAUAGGAUACGAUUCUAUUUUAUUCUUGCUGUUGCCUCUUGUACUUUGAUUUUUGUGGUUCACAAACAAAGGUAUUAUUUCACGUUCCAAACAACCUUUUUCGGAUCAGAAUUUAAUGACUUGAGAGCAGCAGGAAAUAAAACAAGGCCGCACAUUAAACUGAUUAUUGCAGACGACUUAGGAUAUAAUGACGUAGGAUACCAUGGAUCUCGAGUCAAAACUCCAAAUAUAGACAAGCUAGCGUUGUCUGGUGUUAGACUAGAAAACUAUUAUGUUCAGCCAAUUUGUACGCCUACAAGAGGUCAACUUCUCACAGGAAGACAUCAGAUAUACACAGGCUUACAAUGGGUACUUUGGCCAUCUACACCAUUAGGACUAGACUUGGAUAGCACCACGAUUGCCGAUAAGCUGAAAGAGGCUGGUUAUGCUACACAUAUUGUUGGAAAGUGGCAUGUUGGGUUUUACAAAAAAGAAUAUUUACCUACGAAUCGGGGUUUCCAAACUUUCUUUGGUUUCCAAUCUGGUCACUCCAAUUAUUUUACCCAUGAAACAGUUGACGAAAACAUGAAAGGAUACGAUUUGAUGGAAAAUGACCAACCAGCUAAUAUCUCGAAGUAUCUUGGUGUAUAUUCGACCAAUCUCUUUACCAACAGAGUGAAAAGUAUCAUUCAUACGCACGAUAAAUCAAAGUUAAGUCAGACACAUUUAACCCUUAUAGGUAGUCUCACUGUAAUGCUUUCCCACCAAAAAAUCCAACAUCGGCCAAUAAAUCAACAUCUGUGUAUUAGUUUAAAUAUUACUUUAAAUAACAACAUCAUUUAUGUGUUACAAAUUUAUACAUUAAAUGAGUUUGUUUUUGUUUAUUUGAAAGGACAAGUAUCAUGUAUUGAUGAGGGUAUUGGAAGUGUUGUCGAGUCUUUAAAGCAAAGUGGAAUGUGGGAUAACACUGUGCUUAUUUUCACAACCGAUAAUGGAGGCCAAUUAAAUGAAGGGAGUAGCAAUUACCCGUUGAAAGGUGGGACAGGAUCAUUGUGGGAAGGGGGUAUACGUGCUGCUGGCUUUGUGACUAGUGUGUUGCUGAAUGACAAGGUCAAGGGCUCUGUUUCCAAGGAACUUAUGCAUGUGACAGACUGGUUUCCAACACUUAUAAAUCUAGCUGGAGGAAAUUUAAAUGUUACUAAACCUUUAGAUGGAUUCGACCAAUGGAAAUCAAUUAAUGGACUGGAGGGAACACCCCGUUCAGAAAUCCUCAUUGACAUCAAGCCAAUUAAUAAAGAGAAAGUUGUUGACAAAUAUGAUAACAUAUUUAAUUCGACAGUACGAACAGCAAUCAGGAUUGGGCGAUGGAAACUUAUAACUAGUAAAAUAGGUAGCAACGGAACUAAAGAAAAGCCUGUCUGGUUAUUUGAUAUAGUAAAAGACCCAGUUGAAAGACAUAAUUUGGCCAAAAGUUUCCAGAACGAGUGGAAAGCAUGCUUCAAAGAGUUGAAUUUUAUCGUCAAAGAAUGGUACCUUGCCCACUGCCUCCCCGAGACAAACGGGCAAACCCAAAGAAGCGGUCAGGUUUCUGGUUACCAUGGUUAUAACUUAAACAUUAUGUUCCUAAUUUACCUAUAUAUAAGUAUGUGUUUAAACAACGAACUGAUUAUGUAUUAACAAUAAAUC